Topomyia yanbarensis is the source of this 1575-nucleotide messenger RNA. It is a transcript of the gene Fuca, whose product is annotated as putative alpha-L-fucosidase. The transcript is spliced from 5 exons. The record is from RefSeq and is a predicted model, not a curated record. Gene Ontology annotation, cellular component: lysosome. Gene Ontology annotation, biological process: glycoside catabolic process; fucose metabolic process. Gene Ontology annotation, molecular function: alpha-L-fucosidase activity. The coding region runs from base 75 to 1532 and encodes 485 amino acids. NCBI's taxonomy places the organism in Eukaryota, Metazoa, Arthropoda, Insecta, Diptera, Culicidae.
CUUCAGUACAGUUCCAUCCUCGGUGUCAUCCAGUUCAGUUAUCAGUCAUUGUCCAGCGCUCAAUCAACGCAGAAAUGGCGGUGCGUUUGAGACAUUUGUUAUUUUUUCUAGUGAUAUGGAUUCAGUUGACUAUCGGUAGUUCUGUGAGGCGUAAUAAUCGCUUAACGAAGGAGAAGAAAGUAGACAAAUAUGAACCGACAUGGGCUAGUUUGGAUUCGCGACCUCUUCCGAAGUGGUAUGACGAUGCGAAAAUUGGUAUUUUCAUUCAUUGGGGAGUCUACGCGGUGCCUAGCUAUGGAUCCGAGUGGUUUUGGAUCAAUUGGAAAGGUUAUAAGUACGACGCCUACGUAAACUAUAUGGCCAAUAACUACAAGCCGGACUUCACCUAUCAAGAUUUUGCACGGGAUUUCACUGCGGAAUUAUUCAACGCCACCGAAUGGGCUGAACUGUUUGCCCAAUCCGGAGCUCGGUACGUAGUGUUAACCAGUAAACAUCAUGAGGGGUACACUCUUUGGCCUUCAAAGUACACCUACAGUUGGAAUUCAGUGGACGUAGGACCACACCGGGAUAUUAUCGGCGAACUUUCGACUGCUAUUCGAAAGAACUCAAAUCUCACCUUUGGCGUUUACUACUCAUUAUUUGAAUGGUUCAAUCGGCUCUAUCACGACGAUAAGUUGCACGCUUUUCUCAAGCAUGACUACGUUGACAGCAAGGUAUGGCCAGAGUUGAAGGAACUGAUCAAUUCGUACAAACCGGAGGUUCUUUGGAGUGACGGCGAUUGGGAGGCACCGGAUGGCUAUUGGAAGGCAAAGGAAUUCUUCACCUGGCUGUACAACGAAUCACCCGUCAGGGAUACCGUGGUGACGAACGAUCGCUGGGGAAUUGGGACGCUGUGUUUGCAUGGAGACUUUUACACUUGCUCCGAUCGUUACAAUCCGGGGGUUCUUCAGACGCACAAAUGGGAGAAUGCCAUGACAAUCGAUAAGAUGAGCUGGGGCCACCGUCAGAAUGCGAAGUUGGAAGAUUUUAUGAGCUCUUCGGAAUUGAUUGCUGAGAUUGCUAGUACUGUGAGUUGCGGGGGUAAUAUUCUUAUCAAUGUGGGUCCUACCAAGUACGGGACGAUUGAUCCGAUAUUUGCCGAGCGUUUGACUGAUAUGGGCAGGUGGCUUAAAACUAAUGGGGAAGCAAUUUACAAGUCUAAACCGUGGGUGUAUCAGAACGACACACUGACAUCGGAUGUUUGGUAUACUACGAAGAGUUCAUCAGCUUACGAGAGUGAAGUAGGUUUUAGCAACGUCUACGCUAUGGUGCUGAACUACCCUUAUAAAUCUAAUAAUGUGCAAUUGGGAGCCUUCGGUGAAAUGUAUGCAAAUGUUGUGCAGAUUUCAAUGCUAGGGUUUAACACCAGUUUAAGGUGGAAACCAACAGAUAAGGGUAUUCAGGUGGAAUUUCCGCCCAAAAAUGAGAUUGAUCGGCUCCAGCUUAAACUUGCCUGGACGUUGAAGAUUGUGCUGUCCUCAAGCAAGCAAUAAUGCAUCAACUAUUCAGAACAAUAUAUGUCAAUUAUAAAGCUUA